Arvicanthis niloticus (Nile rat) is the source of this 735-nucleotide messenger RNA. NCBI's taxonomy places the organism in Eukaryota, Metazoa, Chordata, Mammalia, Rodentia, Muridae. The record is from RefSeq and is a predicted model, not a curated record.
AUGGGACCUAGAAUACUAUUACUAGAGAACUUUGUCAAGAAUGUGAUCCAUUCAACAACAACAACCCCACUGUUCACAGAGCCCACAAAUGGUGGCUUUUACCUUAACCACAAGGUCAGGAAGCAUUUGGCCAGCCUCUCAGUGGUUGGAAACAGAAGUCCCACCCCCCAGCCCACGGUGAGGGAGAAGGCUUUGUGUGUCCCUGAAACCCCAAAAAGCAGCAUUGAAAAUCAGGGCCAGAUUAAGAUGUACAUGGAUGAAGUGUGUCGAGAGACAGUGUUAUGUUGCUGGGAGUCAUUUCUGCAGCAGGCAGGAUUAAGCCUGCUAAUAAGCAUGACAGUCAUUAAUAACAUGCUUGCCAAGUCCGUUUCAGACCUGAAGCUUCCUUUGAUAUCCGAGGGGAGUGGAUGUGCAAAGGUUCAGGGUUUGGAAGCACUGAGGAGUUUGUCUGAGAAGCCAGUGCUGGCGGGGGAGGCGCUGGCUGCCCAAAUGUUCUUCUCAUUUAUGUGCCUCUUUACCAGAAGUGGGAGCAGAGAGAUGCUUGUGGAAGCCAUCUCCCCUUAAGUGGCUGUGUCAGGAAGAAUGAGACUGAAGCCACCCAGAGCCUGAGCACUUUCCCGAGGGCAAAGAGGCUGCAGUGGGUGCAACCAGGGAUGCAGUCUUUGCCAGUGAGCUCCUCCCUGGGAGAGAGUUCCUUCCAAUGUCUAAAUGGAGGGCUACACUCUUAUGGGCCAG